Molecule: messenger RNA, 1407 nt
Organism: Batrachochytrium dendrobatidis JAM81
Lineage: Eukaryota; Fungi; Chytridiomycota; Chytridiomycetes; Rhizophydiales
Exons: 2
Coding region: 1-1407 (468 amino acids)
Source: RefSeq, a predicted model, not a curated record
AUGCAUAAUAGAGUAGUUUCUUUGCUAUACUGUAUGGUGCUAGUAUGUAUUUAUGUAUCGAAAGCAGUGCCUGUUGCUAUAGACACUGAUUUUUCCCACCAUUACUUGGUCGAUUUCGAAUCUGUAAACACGAAUCGCCAACCUACUUAUAUUCGCUUCAACACCAUUCACGACAUUCCAGAGCGUGCACAGGAUACAUAUUUCCCUCGAUUAAAAAAGCGAGAUUUGAAUAGCAAUGCUACAAAUAGGGUUCAAACCAUUCAAACCAAGCUAUUCACCAUCUCAUUGGAUUGUACACCACCUUUUGGUGAGCUUUUGGAUCCAGUUACUGCAAUCAGUUCAACAUGCCAAAAUGUUGCGUACACACUCACUCGUGUCAUGACUCGACUUGAGCAAUCUCUUUACCUUCGUACACCUAUAACUGUCACUUUUUCAUACAAAUCACUUUGUACAGCAACUGGAUCGGCUAGUUUAGGAAAAGCAUGUCCUGUUUCUGAUGAUACGCUUGGAUAUGCUUCUCCAGCAGCAUGGCAUGUGUUCAAUCGUGAUGCGGCCGAUGCCAAUCAUCUUGACGCAGGAUACAUGUAUCCCUCUUCGCUGGCAAAACAAUAUGUUCCAGACGAUGUGGCAUUUAGAAAUACGGACGGAGUAGAUAUUAUCGCUGUAUUGAAUUCGGAUGUAAAUUGGUGGUUUCCAAGUCCAGACGAUCAGUUGGGUGCAGGGGAUAAUGGAAAGUGGGGGUUGUAUUCAACCACACAUGGCGGAUCUAUCAAUUCAAGCACCUAUUCGUACGACUUUGAGCAAACUACACUCCAUGAGCUAUGUCACGGUCUUGGAAUUGUAUCGUCGUGGAACAUGAUAGGAGAUAACUCGACUUUUCUCCCAAGUUUUUUGGACAUAAAUGCUAAUGGAAGAAUCACUGGUCUUGCCCAACCUUAUAUUUUUAACCGCUGGCUUAGCGACACCAUCAAUCACGUUUGGCUUCGCAACUAUGCAGACCAGAUUCAAUCAAGCAUCAACCAGGCGAUCCAGCAGUCAACCCAAAACAACUGGUAUAGUAUAUUUAAUACUACGAUCGCAGCAGGUAUUGCUCGUGCGUUGGGAGGGAAGAAUGGAUUGUUUCAAACUCCCGGAGCUGUAGCCGCUUGGUAUCCAGAUACAGAUUACACCACAAAAGAGUCAGGGUUAUACAAGUACGCCAUAAUAUAUACGCCUCGUGUUUAUGAGGCCGGGAGCACAUUAUCCCAUGUGGAUGCAAACACAUAUAUAGGAACAGAAAAUGUAUUAAUGCGGCCUGUAGGAACAGGAGGGAUUGGAUUGGACUCUAUCUUGCCUAUGGGUAGUAAAGGGCCUAUUGGAGAGGCUGCUUUGGGAAUUUUUCGUAGUAUGGGUUAUGUGACCAUAUAA